AUGAAAAGUGGAAAAUCUGGUGGAGACAACAGAAUUAGCGCAGAAGUGCUGAAAUAUCUACCUCCUUUUGGGAUUUGUGAGAUGACAAAGAUCAUCAGUUCAAUAUGGAUAGACCAUAGGAUGCGUGACGUGUGGAGACACGCUGUUAUAAUUCUUCUUCACAAGAAGUUAUCCGCCGCGGACCCCAAUAAUUAUCGAGGAAUCUCCUUGCUGCGUGUUACGCACAAGGUUUUGGAGCAGAUCAUCUUGUACCGACUUAUUAAACAUCGCGAAGAAACAACGCGAGACGAGCAACGACGAGCGUGCUGGCCGAUCUACGAUCGACCAGGUGUUCAUCGUCAGGAGAGUGAUCGAAAUCCGGCAGCGGUAUUCGAAGAAAAUGCAAUCAGCGUUUCUGGACUUUGA
Messenger RNA from Necator americanus (New World hookworm), 405 nucleotides. RefSeq lists its product as uncharacterized. NCBI's taxonomy places the organism in Eukaryota, Metazoa, Nematoda, Chromadorea, Rhabditida, Ancylostomatidae. Bases 1 to 405 code for a protein of 134 amino acids. The transcript has a single exon. The record is from RefSeq and is a predicted model, not a curated record.